This is a messenger RNA of Gadus chalcogrammus (walleye pollock), 5065 nucleotides long. RefSeq names its product sarcoplasmic/endoplasmic reticulum calcium ATPase 2-like. Lineage: Eukaryota; Metazoa; Chordata; Actinopteri; Gadiformes; Gadidae. The coding region runs from base 443 to 3433 and encodes 996 amino acids. Gene Ontology annotation, molecular function: P-type calcium transporter activity; ATP hydrolysis activity; ATP binding. Gene Ontology annotation, cellular component: membrane. Gene Ontology annotation, biological process: intracellular calcium ion homeostasis; calcium ion transmembrane transport. The transcript is spliced from 21 exons. The record is from RefSeq and is a predicted model, not a curated record.
GAGGCGGUCUGAAGGGGGCAGCAGUGAGGCUUCGGAGGAUCAUCUAUCACACAGGGCAGCAUUGAGUCUGUCUUCACAGGAUCAUCUAUCACACAGGACAGCAGUGAGUCUGCCUUCAGAGGAUCAUCUAUCACAGCGGAGCGGCUGGACGGAGGCGACCCUGGAACCGGAUGAAUCCGUUCCUCUGCUAGAUGUUCUGAAGUUGAAGGAGACAUUAAAGUAAUCAACCUUGCGGUGGAAGAGCUGUUCUGCUAACCAGAGAUCUGCAGGGUAACAUUUUUAGAGGACACGGUUCUGCUGCUCUCGACAGGCGAUCGUCAUCUCCCGGCUAACCAUCAGUUUAUUGGAAAGGGUUCAUCUAAGGGCUCCUCUGAUCGGGUUAGCAGUCCGGUUAGCACCGACCAGACCCCCACUCCUGGUAGAGAGCGGACAGAUCUCCACCAUGGAGAACGCUCACAUCAAGAGCGUGGAAGAAGUUUACUCUCAUUUCUCCGUCAAUGAGAGCACAGGACUGGGCUCCGAGCAGGUGAAGAAGCUGAAGGAGAGAUGGGGCCUCAAUGAGCUGCCGGCAGAGGAAGGAAAGUCUUUAUGGGAACUUGUGGCUGAACAGUUUGAGGACUUACUGGUUCGGAUUCUCCUGCUGGCAGCAUGCAUAUCCUUUGUCUUGGCCUGGUUCGAGGAGGGAGAGGAAACCAUAACAGCCUUCGUGGAGCCUUUUGUCAUCUUACUUAUUCUCAUAGCCAACGCCAUCGUCGGUGUCUGGCAGGAGCGCAACGCGGAGGAUGCCAUCGAGGCGCUGAAGGAGUACGAGCCGGAGAUGGGGAAGGUGUACCGGCAGGACCGCAAGACGGUCCAGAGGAUCAAGGCCAAGGACAUCGUCCCCGGGGACAUCGUGGAGGUCGCUGUUGGAGACAAGGUCCCUGCAGACAUCCGUCUCUCUUCCAUCAAGUCCACAACGCUGAGGGUGGACCAGUCCAUCCUGACGGGUGAAUCCAUCUCUGUGAUCAAACACACUGAUCCGGUGCCGGACCCCCGCGCCGUCAACCAGGACAAGAAGAACAUGCUCUUCUCCGGCACCAACAUCGCGGCCGGCAGGGCGGUCGGCGUGGCGGUGGCCACGGGCGUCAACACGGAGAUCGGGAAGAUCCGUGACGAGAUGGCGGCCACGGAGCAGGAGAAGACGCCGCUGCAGCAGAAGCUGGACGAGUUCGGCGAGCAGCUAUCCAAGGUGAUCACGCUCAUCUGCAUCGCCGUGUGGAUCAUCAACAUCGGCCACUUCAGCGACCCGGUGCACGGCGGCUCCUGGAUCCGCGGCGCCGUCUACUACUUCAAGAUCGCCGUGGCGCUGGCGGUGGCGGCCAUCCCCGAGGGCCUGCCCGCCGUCAUCACCACCUGCCUGGCGCUGGGCACGCGGCGCAUGGCCAAGAAGAACGCCAUCGUCCGCUCGCUGCCCUCAGUGGAGACGCUGGGCUGCACCUCUGUCAUCUGCUCGGACAAGACGGGCACCCUGACCACCAACCAGAUGUCGGUCUGCAGGAUGUUCAUCAUGAACCAGGCGCCAACGGCCGAGGGCUCCCUGACGGAGUUCACCAUCACGGGCUCCACCUACGCCCCCGAAGGAGACGUGUACCACGAUGAUAAACUGGUUAAAAGCUCCCAGUAUGAUGCUCUGGUGGAGCUGGCCACAAUCUGCGCUCUGUGCAACGACUCGUCCCUGGACUUCAACGAGGCCAAAGGAGUGUACGAGAAGGUCGGCGAGGCCACCGAGACCGCCCUGACCUGUCUGGUGGAGAAGAUGAACCCCUUUGACACGGAGGUCCAGAACCUGUCCAAGAUCGACCGAGCAAUGGCCUGCAACUCUGUCAUCAAGCAGCUGAUGAAGAAGGAGUUCACCUUGGAGUUCUCCAGGGAUCGCAAGUCAAUGUCGGUCUUCUGCACUCCCAACAAGUCCCGCUCCUCCCUGGGCAAGAUGUUUGUCAAGGGGGCCCCAGAAGGCGUGAUCGACCGCUGCACCCACGUGCGCGUGGGCACCAAUAAGGUCCCGCUCACCCCGGCCAUCAAGGAGAAGGUGCUGGCCACCAUUCGGGACUACGGGACAGGCCGGGACACGCUGCGCUGCCUUGCGCUGGCCACCCGGGACACCCCCCCCAAAGUGGAGGACAUGAACCUGACGGAGACCGCCAAGUUCGCCUCCUAUGAGUCGGACCUGACCUUCGUGGGCUGCGUGGGCAUGCUGGACCCUCCCCGCCAGGAGGUGGCGGCCUCUAUCAAGCUGUGUCGCCAGGCGGGCAUCCGCGUCAUCAUGAUCACCGGGGACAACAAGGGCACGGCCGUGGCCAUCUGCCGGCGCAUCGGCAUCCUGCCGGCGACGGGCGACGUGGACCACCUGGCCUUCACCGGCCGCGAGUUCGACGACCUGUCGCUGGCCGCCCAGCGCGACGCCGUCACCAACGCCUGCUGCUUCGCCCGCGUCGAGCCCUCGCACAAGUCCAAGAUCGUGGAGUUCCUGCAGGGCUUCGACGAGAUCACCGCCAUGACCGGUGACGGCGUGAACGACGCCCCGGCCCUGAAGAAGGCGGAGAUCGGCAUCGCCAUGGGCUCCGGGACCGCCGUGGCCAAGUCGGCCUCGGAGAUGGUCCUCGCCGACGACAACUUCAGCUCCAUCGUGGCGGCGGUGGAGGAGGGCCGUGCCAUCUACAACAACAUGAAGCAGUUCAUCAGAUACCUCAUCUCCUCCAACGUGGGCGAGGUGGUCUGCAUCUUCCUUACGGCGGCGCUGGGCUUCCCCGAGGCCCUGAUCCCCGUCCAGCUGCUGUGGGUUAACCUGGUGACGGACGGCCUGCCCGCCACCGCGCUGGGCUUCAACCCCCCCGACCUGGACAUCAUGGACCGGCCCCCCCGCAACGCCAAGGAGCCCCUCAUCUCCGGCUGGCUCUUCUUCAGAUACCUGGCCAUUGGAGGUUACGUGGGGGCUGCUACGGUCGGAGCCGCUGCCUGGUGGUUCACGGUGGCGUCAGACGGCCCGCAGGUCUCCCUGUACCAGCUGAGCCACUUCCUCCAAUGCUCGGCAGACAACCCUGACUUCGAGGGCCUGGACUGCCACGUGUUUGAGUCGCCGUACCCGAUGACCAUGGCCCUGUCCGUGCUGGUCACCAUCGAGAUGUGCAACGCCCUGAACAGUCUGUCUGAGAACCAGUCCCUGCUGCGCAUGCCGCCCUGGGAGAACGUGUGGCUGCUGGGGGCCAUCUGCCUCUCCAUGUCUCUGCACUUCCUCAUCCUCUACGUGGAGCCGCUGCCCGUCAUCUUCCAGAUCACGCCCCUGGACGCCACCCAGUGGGUGAUGGUGCUGAAGAUCUCCCUGCCCGUCAUCCUGCUGGACGAGGUCCUCAAGUUCAUGGCCAGGAACUAUCAGGAAUCUGCUAAGGCCAAGUAAGCCCUCCUCUCAUCUUAUGUUCCUUCCAGGACCUGAGAGGGUCUGUUUUCUUAUUUUCUUCGGUCAUGCAUUUGUGUUGAGAGGAACAAAACAUAUCCCCAGACCUGGCUGUCAAUUAAGAAAAUUCUAUAAAUGGCAAUUAUUUUAUUUUUUAUAAAUCCUACAUGUUUUGAUUUUAACCAGUUGAUCUCAUGUCCCCAGUCUUUUCAAUAAGCAUGUGAAGCCGUUAAGACUCUUUCAAUCUAGGGGACUGUUCUCAUCCUUCAAUGGUUGAUGUACACUGAACAACAUUCUGGGAUGUCCUGAAACAUCAGCCAUUCAUUUGACCAGCUCUCCAUUGAUGUAUAAUGUAGGCAAAUUGUAAAACACUACUUGUUCAUGUAGUACAAACGAGGCUAAACAUGACAACGGUCAUCUUUCCUAAGGAAAUACUUUACAUCGGUCCUAAUUUAAUAUAAUUGUAGAGAGACUGUGCUUUCCACUGAGAUGUGACGUGUCCGAGGUAGAUUCCUGCUAUUUGAAAAGCUUAAGGGUGCAGUGUUGUAUACAUUUUAACAUGAGAAAGGCCUUCUAUUUCCAUCUUGGCCGAACUGCUGUGCUGUGAUAUCAGAAAUGGAAAUUGUACAGGAUCACAAACUGUGGUUUCAGGUAAAUAAAUCGUAUACAGAAGUGGUGUUUUUCUUCCCCUUUUAAAGGUCAGGAUUAAUCGAAGUGGUUAGGAUUUAUAGACAAAUGGGAGUACUUCGAUCAGGGUUUUUUUCUACCAUCCGUUUUAAACAACUAGACUAGAUGAUUCAAAGUUUCUUUGCAAGUACAGGUUUAUGCUCACGAGAACGCCAGCAAGACUGCAUCAUCGAUUAACGUAUUGGACAAUGUAGUACUGAAAUUAGUCAGCAAUUGAUUUGGGGAUUGACUAAAUGUGAGAAUGCAAUACUCUGUAUUUUGAUUCUCUUCCAGCUCUUGGCUGCUUGUCAGAAAAUGCAAGCACAUUUUAGACAUUAAGUACUUGUAAUGGGCAUGGGCAUCAUUUUAUAAUGUUCUAUUGAUUAAUGGUUAUAUUGGAAAAUAAUCAUGGAAAGUUACAUCUAAAUUAACUAUGGGUCACAAAGCCAAGGAGUAAAGCAUUUAUUAUACAAGUAUAAUAAAAAAAAAUACAAAAUCACUAACAUUACACUUAAAAGGGUGAGAGAAUAUUUGAAAAAGUUAAUGUCCAACAUAAACAUUUUAUUUACAAAGGCAAACUGAGGGGAAUCUCAAGAAUGUAUUAAUAUUCAAGACCACACAUGAAACAGACAGUUCAGAGGCAACCGGGUCAAAAAAGCAGACAAAACUAAAUAUGACCUGAACACACGAGUGUUCAGGAGUCAAGACUUUAAACUUGAUGACAUGGUAAAUAUGACUUGAACACCUGGGCGUUAGGAAUCAAGACUUACUUUAAAUUUCCUGUAAUUCUUUUAUAUCUGUAGCUGAGAAACAAAAGAAAAUGACAAAAUAAAUUCAUAUCCUGGCACUGUCAACACCACAUGUUGAGUUACAUUCUCCAUGAAACCCUUGACCACUCGAGGGGCCGACGCAGCCAUUGGCCAGCAGCCUUUUGCACCACAUCCCUGCAGCGGCACGCUCAAUGAACGG